Messenger RNA from Formica exsecta, 1054 nucleotides. RefSeq lists its product as uncharacterized. Lineage: Eukaryota; Metazoa; Arthropoda; Insecta; Hymenoptera; Formicidae. The coding region runs from base 135 to 728 and encodes 197 amino acids. The transcript has 3 exons. The record is from RefSeq and is a predicted model, not a curated record.
CAACUAUACUAUACAGCUAGCAGCUAAUCUAUUAUUGGAAAAAUUACACAACUCAAGUUCAUGGUUGAAAAUCUCUCAUUCAUAUAAAUAGUCUGUUACAUAUCUGUAUCCUGUAUUCCAUAUUCUGCAUUAUAAUGUCGUUAUUGAGUGGUGACAAUACCGAGGAAAAAAUUUUUUCCUUAUAUAAUGCUCAAAAGUGGAGAGAAAUCACUGCUCUAUCUUGUACAACUAAUGAUCUCAGAAGAUUAUCAUGGGUAUUGCCAGAUAUAGAUGAUCUGUAUUGGAUGAAUAAUAUUAUACAAAAGUAUAAUUUAUUUGGAAUUGCAAGUAUUGGUUGUGGUUGUGGAUUACUAGAAUGGUUAUUACAAAAAUAUUCAGGAUUAGACAUUAUAGGUAUAGAAUUGGAUAGUUCCUGGUGGAAUAGCAAAUAUGCUCCACCCAAAUUCUUGAAAAAUAUUAUUUUUGUUGAGAAGGCGUCAACAAAAAUUCAAAUACCAAAACGAUAUGCUAUGUUAUUUUGCUACUUUAAUAAUAAUACUGCAUUCUGUAAUUAUAUAGAAAAUUAUAAAGGCCGUUUAAUUCUCGUUAUCGGACCUAUGCAAGGACAUAAUUGUACAACAGAUCCACUACCAUUUGAUAAAAAAUUUGAACAGUAUAAUUGGAAAUUAGUAGAUAAGAAAAAACUUAUACGUUCCAACGAUUAUAUUACUGCAUACAUUAAACAAUAAAUAUUAUAAUACGAAAAAAAUAAAGACUAUAUAAAUUAUGAAAUUGAGUAGCACUAUUUUUAGCUAUGCAAAAGGAAUAAAUUCAAAAAAUUGUAUAAGAAAAUAUGUAAACACAUAAUUUGCUACUCAAUUUGUAUCUGCGCGCGCAGCGGUUCCUUGAUCGUUAUUGGUCGCUGUGGGGUAUUAUGGUCGCUUAUGGGAUAAUGUCAAUGGCGAAUAAAAAUAUGAUAAAUUAUAUAUUUAAUGUAUAUAAUAUUUAAUUAAUAUAGUAGUAAGUUAAUAUAGUAGUAGAAUAAAGUUAAUGUAAUGUAAUGUAAUAUAAGAUA